AUGUUCGUUUUAUAGUAAAGAGUGCUAGAAAAGUGCAUAAUCGACAUCACUAAGAAAGCAUUUGGAGAACAAAUAGAAAUUGAAAAUAGAGGGGCAUUCCUUAAUCGGAUAAAAGAAAUCACAUUAGAAGCAUUUUAACUUAAUUAUGGAGAGGAGAUCUUCUUACUUUAAUAAGAAUUAAGAUAAUCUUAGGAGGCCAUUGAAAAGGCGAAGUUAGAUUAUUUGGAUAGAGAAUAGUAGUUAAUCAUGAGUCUCGAGCAAAAGUUGUAAGAACAAUAAAUAUUACAAUUAAAAGAGUUGAACGGCCUCUAAGAAAUGCACGAUGAACAAAUCCAGCUUAAUAAAAAGCUAUUAAUCAAUCUAGAGAGGGUAAAUAGAUAAAAUAGUGAACUUUCUUAAUAAAAUAACCAAUUGAAUAAAGAAAUUUCAAAUUUGAAAGAAACUUAUAGUUAAUUUGAAUCAUAAUAAAAACUUAAAAAUCAGGAGAUUUUUGAAUUUAGACAAAAGUUUGAACAAUAAUGGUCUGCUAAUUAAGUACUUGAGUAGUAGUAUAAAACUAUGAAGUAAGAAAUGGAAAAAGUAAUUAAAGAGAUGCAUAGAAAGAAUCAAUUAUAAAUAGAUGAGAAUGUUAUAGCAGAAAAUGAAGUUCAAAGAUUGAAAUGGGAAUACGAAUAAUUGAAAUCAAAGAAACAUUAAGAAUCUCAAAAAUACAAGGAAGCCUUAGAGUAGCUAAAAUUAAAAAGUUCCAAUAAAAUACGGGAUUAUAAAUAGAAACUAAAGGAGGUUUAAAAUAAAGAUGCCUUCAUUGUAGAAUUAUAGGAUUAAAUCAAAGAAUUAUAGGAGCAUAUCGAAUUUUAAUAAGGGUAACAUAAGUCUACAAUAAAGCAAUUUGAAAACUUAGAGUAGAAUAUGGAGUAGGAGAAAUCAUUAAUCUAGCAACAUUUAACAAAAAGUUUAGAAACUACGUUAAAUGAUAAAGAUAGAGAAGUGCUAAGUUUAUUCUCUUUAACUCAAUAAUUGAAAUAAUCUCUAUAGAAUGAGUAGGAUAACAAGUAGAGAAGUAUCAUAAAAUUGGAAGAUCAGAUUAAAUAAAUAAAUUAAUAGAGAGAUGAAUUAAGUGAGGAGAUUCAAGAUUAACAAUUAAAGAUAGAACAUUUAGAGUAAGAGUUGAUCAAGAAAGAUUAGAAUAUAAAGUUAUUAUUGAAUGAUAUCGAUGAAUUGCGUCAAUUUUCUGAAUAAACAUUGAAUACUUUAAGAGAGAACCAAGACUACUUGAGUGAAUUGGAAAGAGAGAAGCAAUAAUAACAUGAGAUAAUAGAAAAUAUCUAGAACUAAUUAGAAAUCGAAAUUAAGGAAUUGGAAUAGAGAUGUAAAUUAUUCAAACAAGAGCAUUGCUUAAUGUUGGAGGAACAAUUAAAAAGGUAGGCUUCUUGCGAAUAAGAAAUCGAUAAACUCAGCAAUGAAAAUUAAUAAAACAUUCUUAAUUUUGAAAAUCAAUAAAAGAAACUAAAGUUGGAGUUUAAAUUGCAAUCAGAAGAAUAGAUGAGACAGUAUAAUCAAUUAGAGAAAGAAUCACAGUAAAUGAAUGAAUAAAUUGAGAGCUUGGAAAAGUAGCAUUAAGAAUUGAUCUAAGAUUUGGAAUAAUAUAUAGCAUAAUACACUAAUGCUUUAUCUUAAAUAGAAGAACUUAAGAGUAAGGAAAAAGAUCUAAUCUAAAUUUAAAGCAAGAAUUAGAAAACCUGGGAUAUAGAGAAAUAGUUACUCUCUUCAUAAUUGGAGGAUCAAAAAGUGUAAUUUAAUAAGAUAAAACAAAAAGUAAUUAGAUCAGUUUGCAAGUAGAAGGAAUAAUUAAAGUAGUAAUUGAAUGAGACUAAGUAAUUCAUCUAAAAUAGAUUUAAAAGCUAUGAUAUAGAUAUAAGGGAAUUCUUGUCAAGUUAAAUCAAAAAGAUCCUUUAGUUAUCGAAUUAGGAGUUGUUUUUGGAGAAGAGAAAUCAUGAAGUUAUUUUAAAAGAAUUUGAAAUAGAAUUUGACAGAAAGGUUGAUUAAGUCAAAAGAGAGUAUAAAUUGAUAUAAGAGGAAUCAGAUAUUGCUAUCAAAUAAAAGAUAUAAUAAAUUUACUAAUAUGAUCAAUCAAUCAAUGAUUUAAAAAAGCAAUUGAGUCUUAAAUUGUAGGAAAAUGAUAAUUUACAAUCGCAAUUCUAAAUUUCUAAUGAGUUAUGCAAAGAAUUGCAAAAAAAAGCUGAGAUUGAAUAAAUACAUUCCUAAAAAUUGAUUUCAUAAUUAUAAGAAGAACUAAUCCAAAUUUAGCAAACUGUAGAUUUUACAUAGAAGGAGAGACAAUACUUUGAAUAACGAUACAAUGAUUUUAAAGUUAUGUCAGAAAGGAAAUUGGAUUAGGUUUCCAGAGAAUACUAAUAGUAAAUUCAACAAUUAGAGGUUUUGGUAUAAAAAAACGAGAAAGUUGAUUAAUCCCAUGUUUUCCUUAAACAUUCUCUAUCUUCUAGUUAAGGAUUCAAUCGAUCUCCCAAUAUGAUAAAACAAUAGUGUAGAUAUUCAGUUAUUUACUUAGAUACUUAUUAAAAACCACCAAAUUAUGGAUCUCCUACUCUGCGAACACCUAACAAAUCUCCAAUCAACGAAAGAGCUGAUAAAACCAUAGAGGAGUUGAGAGUGGAAAUUCAUUAACAAAAAGAAAAACUUUCUAGAAUGAAGUUAAACUUUACGGAAUCUCAGAAGAAAUCCAAAAUUGCAUCACAGUAUUGA
Messenger RNA from Paramecium tetraurelia, 2763 nucleotides. RefSeq lists its product as uncharacterized. The transcript is spliced from 6 exons. NCBI's taxonomy places the organism in Eukaryota, Ciliophora, Oligohymenophorea, Peniculida, Parameciidae. The record is from RefSeq and is a predicted model, not a curated record.